Vicia faba (fava bean) is the source of this 495-nucleotide messenger RNA. NCBI's taxonomy places the organism in Eukaryota, Viridiplantae, Streptophyta, Magnoliopsida, Fabales, Fabaceae. The record is from the annotation of a GenBank genome assembly.
AUGCAGGAACCUAACCCUAACCCUAGCCCUAGCCCUUCAAAGGACUCAACUUCCAAUCCUAAAAGUUCAAGGGAAGAAGAAAGCAGCCUGAAAACCGCUCAUGAAGUGUUGACUGAGUUUAGCGCGGGUGAUAAGGAUACCGGUCGUGGCGGCCGUGAAGAUUGGAGGGUGGAUGAGAAUGGUGAUGGAGUGAGUGAAGGUCAAGCUUUGAAGAAGAGAAAGAAUAAUGAAGAGAAAGAGAAUCCUUCUGAAAAUCGAGUUUGUCCUAAAUGUAAAAAAGAGUUUCCUACGUGGGAGACUACGAUUGGCCACAUGCAAGAACACCCUAGUUAUACUUCUAUUGGUUCUUCUUCAGCACUUGUCAACCUACAUCAAUUCGAUCUAAAUAAGGUUGAUGUUGCACUUGAGUCCGCUGAAGAAAAGGAAUAUGAGAGCAAAGAUUUAAGAUUUGACUUGAAUCAGUUGCCUCGUAAUGAAGAAGAUGAUGUAAUGUAA